Penicillium olsonii is the source of this 1587-nucleotide messenger RNA. Lineage: Eukaryota; Fungi; Ascomycota; Eurotiomycetes; Eurotiales; Aspergillaceae. The record is from the annotation of a GenBank genome assembly.
AUGGUCACUGAUUCGCAACGCUACCGCUCUACCCGAGGUGGGGAGGAGAACCUCAGCUUCAGUGAUGUCGUCCUGAAGGGUCUCGCCGCAGAUGGGGGUCUGUUCCUCCCUCACGCCGUGCCUAAGGCCGAUUGGCAAAACUGGAAGGACCUUUCCUACACCGAGUUGGCCUUUGAGAUCUUCCGCCUUUACAUCCCCGAGUCCGAGAUCCCCUCCGCCGAUCUGAAGGAGAUCAUCAAUCGCAGCUACUCCACCUUCCGUUCUGAGGACGUCGUGCCUUUGGUUCCCCUUGCCCUGGAUGGCAACAUCAACUUGCUCGAGAUCUUCCACGGCCCUUCAUACUCCUUCAAGGAUUGCGCCCUGCAGUUCCUCGGAAACCUGUUCGAGUACCUGCUCGCCCAGAAGAAUGUCGGCAAGGAAGGAAAGGACCGAUACCACCUCACUGUUGUCGGUGCCACCAGUGGUGAUACCGGAUCUGCUGCUAUCUACGGACUCCGCGGAAAGAAGGAUGUCUCCGUCACUAUCCUCCAUCCCAAGGGUCGUGUCAGUGCCAUCCAAGAGGCACAGAUGACCACUUGCACAGAGCAGAACGUUCACAACUUGGCCGUCACCGGUACAUUCGAUGACUGCCAGGAUAUUGUUAAGAAGCUUUUCGGUGACGAUGACACCAACAAGGAUGUCAAGCUGGGAGCUGUUAACUCCAUCAACUGGUCCAGAAUUCUGGCUCAGACCGUUUUCCACUUCUGGUCUUACUUCUCGCUCGCGAGACAAUCCGAUUCUUUCACCGUCGGUCAACCUAUCCGCUCCGUCACUCCCACCGGAAACUUUGGAAACAUCUUGUCUGCCUACUUCGCCACGAAGAUGGGACUCCCCGCAGAGAAGCUCAUCGUCGCUACUAAUGAAAAUGACAUCCUCCACCGAUUCUGGACCACAGGUCGCUACGAGAAGCACCCAGCAGAGGAGAAGGACGCCGCCGAUGUCUGCAAAGAGACACCCAGUCCCGCCAUGGACAUCCUCGUUUCCAGCAACUUCGAGAGACUCCUCUGGUUCCUGGCCAAGGAGCACGCCGAAGCCGCCGGGAAGGACUCCGACGCGGCCGCCAAGCAAGCCAGCCAAAACGUCGUGGAGUGGUACAACUCACUCAAGGCUACCGGUGGUUUCGGCCCUGUCCCCAACGACAUCCUCGAGAACGGCCGUCGCACCUUCGAGAGUGACCGCGUGAGCAACGCGCAGACUCUCGAGACUAUCAAGUCCGUCUACGAGAAGACCAAAUAUGUUCUCGACCCUCACACCGCUGUCGGUAUUACCGUUUCCCAGCGUUCCGUCGCUCGCCCUGCCAACGCUGCUAUCCCUCACAUCUCCCUUUCCACUGCCCACCCUGCUAAGUUCGCGGAUGUCGUGAAGGAGGCGCUUAAGGGCGAGGCUGGUUUCGAUUUCGAGUCCCAGGUCUUGCCUGAUGAGCUUAAGGCUCUUUCCUCUAAGGAGACUCGUGUCGUCAAUGUUGAGAACUCUUGGGAGGCUGUUCGGGAGAUUGUCAAGAGACAAACGCUCGAGGAUCUCGAGGCCCAGGCUCAUGCUAGCUCUUGA